Brassica rapa (field mustard) is the source of this 794-nucleotide messenger RNA. RefSeq lists its product as uncharacterized. The record is from RefSeq and is a predicted model, not a curated record. NCBI's taxonomy places the organism in Eukaryota, Viridiplantae, Streptophyta, Magnoliopsida, Brassicales, Brassicaceae.
UCUCUCUCUUCAUAUCUUUCUACUUUAAUUAUCUUCUUCCUUUCUUCAGCAAAACUUUUUAUUUUAUUUUUUCUGGUUGAAGUUUUUGUUUUAUUUCUUUAGCAAGAAGCGAGACUGGCCUUAUCUAGAAACUCGUCCAUGGAAUCUCCAGCAAGCAAAUCCUCCACCGUGAAGAAGGUAGAAUUUCCGCCUCGUCGGGGAAGAGUGAAGAGAGAGAUCUUCGGCGUUUUGGCCAGUUCCAUCGUUUCCGCCGCCGUGAGGGCCGGUGGAGUGUUCGGGAAGAACGCUGAAGGUGACGGUGGUGUCUCUUCUUCCGCCACCGCCACUCCUCCGAGCGGAUACACCUCCGACCAGAACAGCGAAACCACUUAAAGCAAGAAAACAUAUAAAGAUAUAAUUACGAAGGUGCCACUGGUUUAUUUAACCACCAUGGCAUGACACUACUAUGCGGUUCUGUUCGUUUUUUUAAAACAGAACGCUGCUUUCUCCAGAUCCGGUUCGGUUUAAUUUGUUUUGUGGUUUGUUUUAAUUUGGUGUGGUCGUCCGGUUUAACUUCGGUUUUUGGUGGGUUAAACUGGGUAUACGUUUAUGGGUGUGGUUAAUUUGCUUUGUUAAACAAAAAUAUCUCCCUAAUCUGUUGUUUCUACGUGUUUUUUUAAGUGGAGUAAUGAUGUCCUCUGGGAGAUAUUUUUGUUUUGUUUGUUUUUGGUUUGUUUUGGUUUGAUCACCUUGUAUUAGUUUGCUUUUUUUUAAUCUCUCUGUGUAUUCUAAAUGCAAUGUAUAAUUAAGCGUGU